AUGAAAAGUGAAUCUGAAGACACAACCACCGUCACCGUGACGACGACUAAACUAAACACAACCACCGUCACCGUGACGACGACUAAACUAAACACAACCACCGUCACCGUGACGACGACUAGACUAAACACAACCACCGUCACCGUGACGACGACUAGACUAAACACAACCACCGUCACCGUGACGACGACUAAACUACACACAACCACCGUCACCGUGACGACGACUAGACUAAACACAACCACCGUCACCGUGACGACGACUAGACUAAACACAACCACCGUCACCGUGACGACGACUAGACUAAACACAACCACCGUCACCGUGACGACGACUAAACUACACACAACCACCGUCACCGUGACGACGACUAGACUAAACACAACCACCGUCACCGUGACGACGACUAGACUAAACACAACCACCGUCACCGUGACGACGACUAAACUAAACACAACCACCGUCACCGUGACGACGACUAAACUAAACACAACCACCGUCACCGUGACGAUGACACGGACGACUAAAAUAAACACAUGA
Messenger RNA from Sebastes umbrosus (honeycomb rockfish), 540 nucleotides. RefSeq lists its product as uncharacterized. The transcript has a single exon. Lineage: Eukaryota; Metazoa; Chordata; Actinopteri; Perciformes; Sebastidae. Bases 1 to 540 code for a protein of 179 amino acids. The record is from RefSeq and is a predicted model, not a curated record.